CUCUAACAUUAAUUGCUAAACUACUUCAUGCUACAUUAAACAUUAUUCGGGUACAUAUCAACGUCUGUUGCGUCAAACAAAACGUCUAAAGACAGAACGUCAUUGACAGAUGUUUAUUUUGAUAAGUGGUCUUGUAGAAAGACAUUCCUUCGAUUCAUUAUCCUCUUAAUGAAAGCUGGACUGCACUUUGUUUGAUAUUUGAAAGUAAACUGAAAAAAAUGGCGUCUUUAUGUGUAAAUUCGCUGAGACAGGUGUUACGGGUCAUGCUGGACUCUCCUGGAUUUGACCGAGUUUUAAACAAGGUGGAGUUGGUUUCAGCCAGUCCGGGUAAAGUAGUGUGUCAGAUGAAAGUGGAAGAGGAGCACACUAACCGAGGAGGGACCCUACACGGUGGACUGACCGCCACGCUUGUCGAUGUGAUUUCUACUGCAGCACUCAUGUACACGGAGAGAGGAGCUCCUGGAGUCAGCGUCGACAUGAACAUCACGUAUAUGAAUGCAGCCAAGAUUGGAGAAGACAUCUUGAUAACCGCACAGGUUUUAAAGCAGGGACGGACUUUGGGAUUUGCUACUGUUGAUUUAAUAAACAAAGCAAAUGGGAAAGUCAUCGCUCAAGGAAGACACACAAAGCACCUCGGCAGCUGAUCCUCAACAUAACAUCUGAGAAAUAUGGAAUAACUAAUAUUUGUAUAUAACAUAUGUGAGCAUGUAAUAAAGCACCACAAGAGAUUUUCAAA
Messenger RNA from Clarias gariepinus (North African catfish), 736 nucleotides. It is a transcript of the gene acot13, whose product is annotated as acyl-CoA thioesterase 13. Lineage: Eukaryota; Metazoa; Chordata; Actinopteri; Siluriformes; Clariidae. Gene Ontology annotation, molecular function: fatty acyl-CoA hydrolase activity. The record is from RefSeq and is a predicted model, not a curated record. Bases 219 to 644 code for a protein of 141 amino acids. The transcript has 3 exons.